GCGUCACCUUUAUGUCACACCGGAAGUCCGAUCUAACCCAGCAUCUAACCGAAACCAAAAAUGAUGCUCGCCAGUUGGUGGUUUCGUUUUGCAACAACAGAAAGUUUGGCAGCAGAGAGAUGCAGUCUGCGACAGGCGGAGCUGAUGGCGUCUGACCAUGGAUGAGGAGGAGCUUGAUGAUGAAAAUGUGAAGUGUGUUCUGGUUCAGGAGUCCUCUAAACUAUUUCAGAUCCUCUGCAGUCAGUCUCCAUCAGUUAUCAUGUCUCUUUGCCAAAUGCUGCCCCAUGAAGCGGGCCGCCAUGAUGAGCAGGCAUCCACCGGUUCUGCUGCAGCUUCAGUGGACCAUGUCAACGCCCUGCUGCAGUACUUCAGAGGGGCCAGCGCUGCAGAAUGCAGAAACUUCCUUCAGAGCGUUUGUGUGAUGUGUGAGAACAUGCCCAUGCAUCUGGAGUCCAGGCUGCUGUCUGUGGCAGGAUAUGCGAGCAGUGAAAAUUCGACUCCCAGCGUAACGAAUCAGGAGCCAUCAUCUCUGCAGUUGGAGGAGCAGCUCACUAAACGCCCACGGAUCGAUUACUGGGAGCUGUACAUCAAAGCAGCCACAGAUUUUCAUCAGAGGAGGUGGAAGAACGUGUCUGAAGGUUUAGUGAAGGAUGUGCAGCUGGAAAAGGUCUGGGUCGGCCUCAGAGCUGCAAACAGGGGCAGGGAGCGACCCGAUCGGACCCCCGGAUCUGCAGACCGAGGGGGCAGAACACCAGAGCUUGGCUUGGAUUACGGGUGUUUGGAGUCCAGACUGACUUUGGAGUCCUUCCUGCAGGGAUGUGCAGGAAAAGUGACGCUUCUUUGUGGACCGGCUGGAUCAGGAAGAACGCUGCUUAUGUCCUGUCUUGGGCAGCAGUGGGCUGAUGGAUUAGGCCCCAUCCCUUCAUCCACCCUGUUUGUCCUGUUAGAGUUUCGUCAGCUCAACCUGCUGUCGUCCCCCGUGUCCCUGUCAGAUCUGCUCUUCCAGCACUGUCUCCCCCCUCCUCUGAACGACGACGUAAAGCAAGCCGUCGUGGACUACCUCCUUUCUAAUCCAGGUCAAAGCUGUUGGGUUCUGGACGGCUACGACGAGUUUCACUGGAAGUUCCACAGACAAACGGAGCCUCUGGACGUAGAGGAACCUCUACCUGUCACGGACCUCCUCUCAGGGUUGUUGAAUCGUCAGCUUCUCCCAGGAAGCACAGUGUUGGUGACCUGUCGUGUGCGAGAUGUGUCCGAUUUUGAUGGAUUACCAGACAAAGUGGGGGAGCUGCUGCCAUGGGACCAGCAGGAGAUAAGAGAAUAUGUGGAUGGAUACUUUGGUAUUAGAGAUGGAAGUCUUCAAACAGAGGCAGCAGAUCUCCUCCUCUCUAAUCAUCACCUCCUCACCAUGUCCUCCAUCCCUGCCUUCUGCAACAUUUGCUGCAUGGUCCUGGAGUUUUUGCUGCUGGCAAGCAAAAAUACAGACAGAGCACAAACUCCAGAAGGAGGCAAAAGGGGAGGAAGUUCCACAAAGAGAGAGGAAGAAGGAUCUGCAGGAGAAUCAGAGAUUUCACCUGGAUUACCUGAAGUCCCCACAACUCGAACCCAAGUCUACCUCGCUGUUGUUGCUGCUUUCCUGAGCCGACAUCCUCACACAAGAGGAAGAAACGACCAGACAAGGACCUCGAGAUUUCCUGAGAGCUGUCUGCGUGAACUGAGUCGGUAUUCAUCUAAGUUGUGUGAGCUGAGUCGGCUGGCAUGGGAAAGUUUGGAGAAGAGUAAGAUCCUGUUUAUGAAAGAAGACAUUCCAGGGAAUAUUUUAGCGUUUUCAGUCCGGACCGGACUCCUCCGACAGGUAGAGCUCAGACGCGGCGACGGGAAGCUCGUCAGCGCCUACAGCUUCGUCCACCAGACGGUUCAGGAGUUUCUGGCUGCUCUGAGAAUUAUGACGAGUGAAGACCUCACUAUUAAGCAGCUCAAGAAGAGAUUCAGCCUGAAAACUCGUUGGAUAACUAAAUCAGACCAGAAGUCGGUGUUUACCGACUCGCUGUACCUGUUUGUGUGUGGUUUGGCGUCCUCACGCUGCACUGAGGCCCUGGUUCUGUUUGCCAGGGAGUCCCGUUCAAAGGGCGUCCAGAGCUGGGUCCAGAAACGCCAAACCUGCAUCGUGGAUUUACUGAAAACUCAGUGUCCUGGCACUCUAACGGGACCGAAGAUUUUGCAGCUUUGCCACUGUGUCCAGGAGAGCCAGGACCAGGACCUGGCCCGGCAGGUUGUGAGUGCGAGGCCGACCCUGGAGCUGAGGAACUUCUGCCUGUGGCCCAACGAUAUCCAUGCUUUGGCUUUUGUCGUCAACUCAGCAGCUGACAGCGGCGCCGGUCUGGACUUUGGUUCAUGUUCGAUGGACCUGGAGUGUCUAGAUGUCCUGUCCUGGUGUCGGAACAUUCAUGACCUCAGUUUUCGGAGACGCAAAUAUGGUGAUAAAUUUGCAGAGAAGCUGUCAACCGUUCUGCCUGAAUUCAGAACUCUGAGGAAACUUGAGUUUUGUGGUGCCAGUUUGACAGCUGCAGGGGCGGCGAGUCUGGCCUCGGGUCUGCAGGAAUGUGCCACCAUCACUGAGAUCAACUUUAGCGACAACAAUCUGCAGGACGAAGGAAUCAGACAUGUAGCCGAGAUUUUCCCCAAACUACAAAACCUGCUUUCCGUAACGUUGGGACGUAACAACGCGUCUCUGAAAGCAGCCCAGUGUCUCGUUGAGAAAAUGACGUUUUGUUUGAACGUUCAACAAGUUCACGCAGAUGGGAACAAAGAGCUGACUGUAACGUUUCUUCAGAGCUCAGACGUAAACAGCCGUAAAACGAAUCCUGAACGAGCAGUCAGCCUGUUGAAUCAGAAGUGGAACAAGCCUGACAUGCAAAAGUUUGCCAAGUCUCUGACUAAAUGUCCUCCUCUGUCUGUCCUGAACCUGUCGGGAGGUCAGUGGGAUGAGGAAACUUUAAAGACGCUGACUCAGUUUGUGCCAAAGCUCACCAUCACUGAGAAGAUCACCUUGAACGGCAGCUGCACAUCGGUGGAGGGUCUGGUGGUUCUGACCGCUCUGCUGUCCGAGUGUCCCUCAGUGUCCGAUCUGCAAAUCAGACUCCAGAACCCAGUCGAGGCAUCAGUUAGGUUUGCUGAAGGCAAACCUGGAAGUGAAAUGUCUAAAACACUCAGCCUCAGCUGCUGUAAUCUGCUGCCCAAAGAUCUGGAAAGAGUCUUGAAAAGUUUAGGAACUUCGCCCGACCUCGCUGUUCUGGACCUGAGCUCAAAUCGUUUAGGCGACAAAGGUCUGAAGAAGCUGCUGGAUGUUCUGUCUCAUUUUAAAAAAGUCCAGAGAGUCAAUGUGAGUGAGAACGGCGUCAGCAUGGACGGGGCGGUUCUCCUGGCUGCUGCUUUGUGCUCCAGUUACACUUUGUGCAACGUUCACAUCAGUGAUGGAGGUAAAGGUCAGGUGCUCCUGCAGCUCCGGCCCAACUCCAGUGACAACAAACAUCCGACAAAGGCGUUCAGAAUGAAGAGCAGCAGCGUCCUCCCGCCUGAUGUCACCAAAAUAUGUAAACGACUGACCCGGUGUCGCUCUGGUUUGGAGUUGGAGUUCUCUAAAUGCACUUUUGGCGAGAAGGCGAUCGGGAAUCUGCUGAAAGUCUUACCAGAUAUGUCGACUCUGCAGAGACUCGAUGUCAGCAGCAGCGUCACCAUGGUGACUGAAGCAUUGUCAUUAAUCCGCUGCUUGACUGAUAAUCAGAGAGUCACCUGUGUGGAGUUCAGUCCACAGACUGAAUCCUUCAUUAUGUUUGAUGGAGUUAAAGCAGAAGAAGUCAAAUGCAGGUUAACAGGUUUUUGUUUCAGAGACGUUGCUUCACUGAAGCGCCUGCUGGAGAUCCUGCAGCAAGAUCAGCUGAUUUCUUACCUUGAUUUAUCAGAUAAUCAGCUGGAAGACGAAGGAGUGAAGUUCUUAAUCGAUUCUUUACCAAAACUUCAAAUCAGCAGCUGCAUCAAUCUGAGUUACAACAGACUGAGCCGGCAGGGGCUGAUGGGCGUGGCCACGACACUUUCUACCUGCCCUGACGUUUCCGAUGUGGAAACCAGUUUGGGAGAAGAGAAGCGAUGUCUCAUCUGGUUCAGACGACAGGAUGAAAGUGGGAAAAGUCUCAGAAUCAGCAACGGCAGCUUGGAGCGAGAUCAUCUGAUCAGCUUAGCAGAGAUCGUCUCCCGCUGUCCCAGUUUGACCAGACUGGUAUUAAAGAACAACACGCUGCAGUGGGAGUGGAUAGAAACCUUCAUAAGAGUUUUAACCUGCAGUCAGAGAGGAUUGACAGUCAGUGUUGAAGAGAGUUGGAUUGGUUCUGAAGAAGCUGUGAGUUUAGCGCAUCGCUGCCUGCAGCUGAAUAAAAACAUCUCAACUCUCAGGAUCCAUCAAACCGGCCUUCAGCUGUCUCUGAUGAACUCUGAACUCACCUCAGUCAGCCUCGGGGACAGAAUCCAGCUUCCAUUAGUGGAAGGUUUCACCCAUCAGUUUCCACAACUCACAGAGUUGGACUUUUCCACAGACAGACUUGGAGUUGAGUUCCUGUCCUCUCUGCUGCCUUCGUUACCGAAUCUCACCUCUCUCAGCGUUGGAAUCAAGGAACGUACUCCGGCUGUAGUUGAGGAGCUCUCACAGAUCCUGCUGCAGAUGACAUUAAUCCAACGACUAAAUCUUUCAGGUCAUUCUAUAAGUGAUGCAGCUGCUCAGAGUCUGACGGAACUGUUUCCUCGUCUUCGCUCAAUCGGCCUGUCUUGUUGUGUGUGGUCAGAAGAUGGAGGACUGCAGCUCAUCAGAGCUCUGAGACGAUCCAAACAUUUAGAAGAACUUUGUCUGGAUGCAGCUCUGCAGCUGAAAGAGAACAGCUGGGAGUGUUUGGCUGAAGCUUUAGGAAACAUGACUUCCAUCCAGAGUCUGAAGUUGGACGGCUGGAGGAUGGAUGAUGGAGGGAUACAACAGCUGAUUAAAACCAUUCCUGGAUGGAAGCGGCUCAAGAAGAUCAGCCUCUCUAAGAAUGUCAUCAGCGACGCUUCGGGGGAGAAGCUGCUUGAUGCUCUGAAGAGCUGCAGCCUCCUGGAGGAGCUCCAUCUGUCCAGUAACUUCCUGGGUGACCUGACCGCUGCCAGCAUGAGCCUGGUGCUGCCGUCGAUGACGCGCCUCGCUGUGCUGGAUGUUUCAGUCAAUCGUUUUGGAAAAGACGGAUCAGUCAGCCUGGCCAAAGCAGUCAGGAGCUUAACGAACCUCAGAAAGAUCCAUCUGACUUCUGUCGGGACGUCAGAACUCGGCGUUGUAGCGGCGAGUUUGGGCAAAUGCCCGUUCAUCCAGGAUGUGGGUCUGGGAUGGAAUCACUGCGGAGACGAUGUUGUUCUGGAGCUCGCCAAGAUUCUGCCUCUUUGCCGGGAUCUGAUCCGUCUCGACUUGGAGUGCAACAGCGUGAGUUCUGCUGGACUGGCGGUUCUGGUUAAAGCCUUGCAGUCCUGCCCGUCUCUGCAGAUCAUCAGGCUGUGGAAGAACAACGUCUCAGUGAGCGAAGCUCAGAGGUUCAGCCAGACGGAGAGGAGGCUCAGUUUCUCCUCCAUGUGACGAUUCUGCAGAUCCAUGGUGAACGGACCUUCAUCAGGACCGCAGCAACAGGAAAUACGUUUAAUGGCUGAAUAUGAAUGUUUGGAUUUUACUGUAAUGUAAAAAAAAAGUUAAAAGUUGAAGAUUUCAACUCAGACUAAACGUCGCUUUGAUCCCUCAGCAGCGAUUUAAAGCACUUACCGUAAUUUCUGGACUAUAGAGCGCAUCUCAAUAUAAGCCCCAUCAACAUAAACAAGGUUUUCUACACACACGCCACACUCGAAUACAAGCCGCAGCGCAGCAGCCGCAUGCAGGUCUCCGGCGCACAGCGCAUGUACGGCCAUAACAUACGAUAGUUAGACAGAAAGACGCUACACGGAGGUUUUUUGUUGUUUUUUUAAUUCAACAAAACGAAUUUAAACACGGGUGAACGUGCCUGCAAGUUUAGAAAAGAAAACACUGACAGCAUUCAUAUUUCUGGAUGUUAUAACAUAAAAACAGCACUGACACGUUAUUACCGGUCAUUUGCAUUUUUAGAAGGAAAGAACAGCGCUGACACAGCAUUAAUAAGCCCUGGAUGAUUAGAAAAUAAAAACUGCACACAAAACAUGCCUGGUUAGUAAAUAAAACACACUUGCCUACCAGAAAAAGUCAUUCUCUCUCAUCUCCCUCUUGCACACUAAAGCUUGGUUUAUGCUUGACGCAUUUACUUUCCGCUUGGUGAUGCGACUCGCGGAUGGAACGCGCUUCACAACUCGCAGCGUUUAUGGUUCAUGCGGCUCGUCUCUGCGGUGAGCCAAUAUUCUCCCAAACUAUAGGGGGCAGCAUGGAGCUCUACGGCAUGCAUCCAACACUACACCAUUGUAGAAGUAGAAAUUACUGUUUACAACAUGGCAUUCCAGCAUUUUUAACAGCGUUCUCGUCUUUUCCAACAGUGCAAGCUAUUUCUCUCCAAGAAUUAUUAACAACAUGUUGAUCACGGUGAUCUUUGAGAGCUGAAUCAUACAAAUGUCUGUAUUUAUGAACCUCUGCCAUACUAGUUCUUGCCAGUCCGCCAUGUUUUUCUGCGUCCGUCCGUCCGCGUGGUUAGAAAAUUUCCUAGGUGCGCGUUGCGGAAAUUUUGGGCCGUGCGGAGGCGCGGUGGAGGGGCGUGGUUGUUAAAAUGAUGCAAUUUUGCCGCGUGGAGCCGUGUGGACCUCGCGGAUGCGUCAAGCAAAAACAAACCUUUAAGCCAUUAGUCCUCUUCUUCAGUGUCGGAGUUGAACAGCCUCAGAAGAGCUUCGUCACAUACCUUUUCUGUGGCGAUGUCGGCGUCGCUGUCCGUGUCGCUGUCAUCAUCCCCGGGUGAAGCUGGCUUGAAUAAGUUCUUCCAGCCGCCGUCUCCAGCGCCGAACCACGGAUUCAUUCAUGCCAAGCUUACGUGCGGCAGCGCUGUUUCCCUCCUUC
Messenger RNA from Nothobranchius furzeri (turquoise killifish), 7072 nucleotides. It is a transcript of the gene nlrc5, whose product is annotated as NLR family, CARD domain containing 5. The record is from RefSeq and is a predicted model, not a curated record. Gene Ontology annotation, molecular function: protein binding. Lineage: Eukaryota; Metazoa; Chordata; Actinopteri; Cyprinodontiformes; Nothobranchiidae.